This is a messenger RNA of Jatropha curcas, 1239 nucleotides long. It is a transcript of the gene EXPA11, whose product is annotated as expansin 11. Gene Ontology annotation, cellular component: extracellular region. The record is from RefSeq and is a predicted model, not a curated record. Gene Ontology annotation, biological process: plant-type cell wall organization. NCBI's taxonomy places the organism in Eukaryota, Viridiplantae, Streptophyta, Magnoliopsida, Malpighiales, Euphorbiaceae.
ACAAAUAAAUAAAUGUAAACAAAAACAAAAACAUAUAGUUUCAUGUUACUCUUUUCUUGCAGAGCCCACAUGUGAUGUGAGGUUCUUGGAUUAAGCAACUCUGUUCCCUUUAUUUAUAGAUCCGCUUCUUUGCUUGAAAAUCCCAAUAUAUUGUAACUACAUUUCCUAUUCAUCUUCUUCUUCGUCUGCUGCUGCUGCUAUCAACAAAAUGGCAAAACUACUCCUUGCACUUCAAUUCUUUUGCUUUUUAGCUAUCAAUGUUAAUGCUUUUACACCUUCUGGUUGGACCAAAGCCCAUGCUACAUUUUAUGGAGGAAGUGAUGCUUCAGGAACUAUGGGAGGAGCUUGUGGAUAUGGCAAUUUGUAUUCAACUGGUUAUGGAACUAGAACUGCUGCUUUAAGCACUGCUUUAUUCAAUGAUGGAGCUUCAUGUGGACAGUGCUAUAAGAUUAUUUGUGAUUAUCAAACGGAUCCCAGAUGGUGUAUUAAAGGCGCCUCUAUAACGAUUACUGCAACAAAUUUUUGCCCUCCUAAUUUUGCUCUUCCAAACAACAAUGGAGGCUGGUGCAACCCUCCUCUUCAACAUUUUGAUAUGGCUCAGCCUGCUUGGGAAAAGAUCGGGAUUUACAGAGGUGGAAUUGUUCCUGUUUUAUUCCAAAGGGUUCCAUGCAAGAAACAUGGCGGAGUUAGAUUCACAAUCAAUGGAAGAGAUUAUUUUGAGCUUGUAAUGAUAAGUAAUGUGGGAGGAGCUGGAUCGAUCCAAUCUGUGUCGAUCAAAGGGUCAAAAACAGGGUGGAUGGCAAUGUCAAGAAACUGGGGAGCUAACUGGCAAUCUAAUUCUUAUCUAAAUGGACAAUCUUUGUCAUUUAGAAUAACAACCACUGAUGGGGAGACCAGAUUAUUUACAGACAUUGUUCCAUCCAACUGGGGAUUUGGGCAGACUUUCUCUAGCUCAGUUCAAUUUUAAAUUGAAAAAGAAAAAAUAAUUAUUAGAGUUGAAGGGGUUUGAUUUGGCUGAGGCGUGCUUAUAAUUUUACUAGAGCAGCCCGCUGUAUAAUUCUUUUCUUUCAUCAAUAUAUGAAUCCAUGACUAUGGACUCUGCCCUUUCUUCCUUAUACAACAAAAUUAUUUGUUGAGUUGCAAUCUCUUCUGCAAUAAGAAGCAUAAUGUAAUUUGUAAUAUGAAUCUUUGUCAUGGCUAUUUCAUUGUGAGUCAAUCUAUUCAAUUAUAUUCCUUCCA